Cylicocyclus nassatus is the source of this 398-nucleotide messenger RNA. Lineage: Eukaryota; Metazoa; Nematoda; Chromadorea; Rhabditida; Strongylidae. The record is from the annotation of a GenBank genome assembly.
GCACUAACGAUGGCGGAUGCAGUUUAUUUCGAACCGAUGCGAACUUCUGUAUUCGUGACGACCGGCGGAUCCAAGAAAAAACUUGCCAAUCAUACUAUAAAACGAAUUGCUUAUAAGUUUGUUUUUCCACCUGGUUCCUCUUUCUACGCAAAAGACGAAGAGAUGUAUGGUUUUGUACCAGAGUGGGGAAAAAUUGAAGUAACACUUUACAGAAAGCCCGGAAAGCCGACCAAUGAAACUAUGACUAUACAAUUUGCCGCUGCUCCAACAGGAAACGAUCCAAAAGCUAGCUUUGUCACCGGCGUGCCACAAGGAGAAUAUGGCGGCGAAACUCAAGUAAAAUUGGUGGGAACUGAAUAGAUGAAAACGAAAUCGAACCAAAAUAAAGACUUUAACAU